AUGAGCUCCUCUGAUGCGUCCUCGCGGCCAGUCUUGUCGCCCCAUCCUUACCCGGCCGAUCCGAGCUCUUCACUGAGCCCACCCUCCGACUUUGAUUGGCUCGCAGAAAAGGCUGAGACGGACAAGCUGACUGACUUGCAGCUAGCUCACAUCGGGAGCGAGAUCGAGUCGUCGAGGGCUGCGAUGUUCGGCCCAUCGAGGCCAGACAUGAACACCUCCUUGCCAGCUGAGCAGCCAGCUUUGAGAAAACCUUCCAUGUCUUCACUUUCCAGCGCUCCUCUCAAUCAGUUCGCGAGUGCUGAGCUCGGACAUGUUCCCCAAUUUCCCGCUGCCCGCCUCCCCUCGAAUCCUUCCUACGGAUCUAUGCCUACGGCUACUGCUCCAUCCAAUUACCCAACCUUACCGACCUUCCAUUCCGGCUAUGCACACCUUCAGCAACCCCCGACUGACUGCCAAACGCGAGUUUCCAAACCGCUUGCGCCACCCGAGCUUUCGGCCGUCUCGCACUACUCCGCGUCUAUGGGUAUUCACAAAUCACCGGGCCCGAAGCCGGCAGAUCAGACUGAGUUCCCGAGCGACAAUGUGGAUCCAAGUUCUGGCCGCCUGAGCCUCGACAAGAGUCUCGAGUUGGCCCCGAUGGGCGCCAGUUCGUCGCCGGUCGGCGCGGUUUCGCCCCCAGGCUCGCCAGCACAGUUCGGUAGCUUCGGACAGGCCGGGCACAGCACGGCGGGCGCGGGCGGACCAAAAUCCAUUUAUCCCUCGUUGAUGAAUCUGACGGCGAGUUUCGGCCGGUCCGGGCAGGAGAAGACUGCAGGCGAUAGCACAGAGACAGCGGACUCGCUGGUGCCCAGCGUGCAUGGAAUGAACCUCGUGUCUCGCAGGGCAAGUGUGGCUUCACUGAGGUCGGCCUCAUCCCCGUCGGUGCCGGAGGAAUGGGUGAACGAAAUUGAGGAGACCGGUACGACCCGAGAGGAAGGAGACUCAGACUCGGAGGGCGGCAAUGAAGGGGGCGAAAGUCUGCCGCACCACAAGCGAUUCCGACUGUCGCCCGGCUUGACGCGCCGCUCCACGCCCUCCCUGGCCGCAUCGUCUAUCCAGAGCUUCGCCCACAACCUGGCAACGACAAGGACAAGCUGGAUCAGACCAGCAACCAGCUCAGCCUCAUUCACUCCCUUAUCAUCCGCAUCAACGAGGCCCACCGUCAGACUAUCCUCGCCCGAUCCACCGCCCGGCUCGCGCCCUCCUAUCCCUUCUACCCCUCGCCUACCCAGCUCGUCGCCCGAAAAGAGAGCUCUAUGUCUCUCGUGGGCAAUGACGACGACGACGAUAUAUAUAACAGGUCCGACUGCUCUGAAGUCAGCCACGUCGUUUCACUUCCCUCUUCUGUCCACCCUCCUCUUCUCAACCACUCUUGAAAGCUUCUACCUAUGUUUCCUAUCUCAAUUGUUGUUGUUCGAUUCAUUUAAUCAUUUUAUGGCUGCGCUACCAGUUGUUCGAUUCAUUUAA
Molecule: messenger RNA, 1506 nt
Organism: Puccinia triticina
Lineage: Eukaryota; Fungi; Basidiomycota; Pucciniomycetes; Pucciniales; Pucciniaceae
Exons: 3
Coding region: 1-1506 (501 amino acids)
Biological process (GO): positive regulation of transcription by RNA polymerase II
Cellular component (GO): nucleus
Source: RefSeq, a predicted model, not a curated record